Dentiscutata erythropus is the source of this 1680-nucleotide messenger RNA. NCBI's taxonomy places the organism in Eukaryota, Fungi, Glomeromycota, Glomeromycetes, Diversisporales, Gigasporaceae. The record is from the annotation of a GenBank genome assembly.
AUGAAUCUUGAAUUGCCUGAUGCCGAAAUGGGCAAAGUUGUGACUCGAUUUCCACCAGAGCCUAGUGGAUAUUUGCAUAUCGGACACGCCAAGGCCGCAAUGCUAAAUCAACACUUUGCCCAAGCAUAUAAAGGAAAGAUGAUUUUAAGAUUUGAUGACACAAAUCCUUCUAAAGAAAAGGAAGAAUUUGAAGAAUCCAUCAAAGAAGAUUUAACAUUACUUGGUAUUAAUGCAGACCAAGUAACCUAUACUUCGGACCAUUUUGAGAAACUUUACCAAUAUGCUAUCAAGCUUAUUGAUAAAGGAUUAGGUUAUGUAGAUGAUACUGAUGUCACUACGAUGCGUGCAGAGCGUAUGGAUGGCAUUGAAUCCAAGAACCGGAAUUUAUCUGUUGAAGAAAAUCUUCGGAGAUUUCAAGAAAUGUAUGAAGGUACCGAAUUUGGUCUGAGCUGUUGCUUGCGUGCCAAAAUUGAUAUGAAGAAUCUCAAUAAGGCACUUCGUGAUCCUGUUCUAUAUAGGUGCAAUACAUUACCUCAUCAUCGUACUGGGGAUAAAUGGAACAUGUACCCUACAUAUGAUUUUGCUUGUCCAAUUGUUGAUUCUAUCGAAGGAGUUACACAUGCAUUAAGAACUAAUGAAUAUCGUGAUCGUAACGCCCAGUAUGAUUGGAUAAUUAAUUCCUUAGAAUUGAGGAAAGUGCUUGUUUGGGAUUUCAGUCGUAUGAAUUUUGUAUAUACCUUGUUAUCAAAACGUAAACUACAAUGGUUUGUAGAUCAGGGCUUUGUCAGUGGAUGGAACGAUCCAAGGUUUCCGACUGUUCGCGGCAUACUCCGCCGCGGAAUGACAGUCGAGGCUUUAAAACAAUAUAUUCUUUCUCAAGGUGCUUCAAAAAAUACGGUAAUGCUGGAGUGGGAUAAACUAUGGGCUUUAAAUAAGGCAGUCAUUGAUCCAAUUUGUCCAAGACAUACAUCAAUUUUAAAACAGAACAUUGUCAAGGCUAAUAUUUCUGGUGGCCCUGAAGUUCCCUAUGCAAAUGAUAAUAUGCCAAAACACAAGAAAAAUCCCGAUGUAGGAACAAAGAAAACUUGGUUUGCUUCGAUAAUUUUUAUUGACCAAAAUGAUGCUAAGACAUUUGGAAUUGAUGAAGAGAUAACACUUAUGGACUGGGGAAAUGCUAUAGUUAAAUCUAUUCAUAAAUCUGAUUCAGACCCUGAGAUAGUGAUAGGAUUAGAUUUACAACUUCAUUUGGAAGGUGAUUUUAAAAAGACCAAGAAGAAGAUUACUUGGUUGUCUGAUACUGAAGAAGUUUUAGAAAUUGUGUUGGCCGACUAUGAUUAUUUGAUCAAUAAGCGUAAAUUGGAAGAAAACGAUGAAGUCAAGGAUUAUGUCACUGAAAAAACCGAAUUUUUAACAAAUGCUAUUGCAGAUUUUAAUGUAAAACAGCUUAAGAAAGGAGAUAUAAUUCAGUUUGAAAGAAGAGGAUAUUAUAUAUUAGAUGAUGAUAUCUCUACUGUAUCUAUUCCACGCUUUAAUCAUAUUCCUGAUGGUAAGGCUAGUAGUAUGGCUUCUAAAGCUGCGGGUGGAAAUUCGGACAAAGCUGCAGUUCAAAUCGUAAAGAAAGACCCAAGUCCAUAUACGGGCGGUGGCGGAGUGGUAUUAAUUACUGCUGACGAAAAAGAA